Molecule: messenger RNA, 948 nt
Organism: Oppia nitens
Lineage: Eukaryota; Metazoa; Arthropoda; Arachnida; Sarcoptiformes; Oppiidae
Product: substance-P receptor-like
Exons: 3
Coding region: 1-948 (315 amino acids)
Biological process (GO): G protein-coupled receptor signaling pathway
Cellular component (GO): membrane
Molecular function (GO): G protein-coupled receptor activity
Source: RefSeq, a predicted model, not a curated record
AUGGAUCCGUUGGUAAUGCAAGACAAGUAUCUUUUCAAUAUAUCGUCAAACUCUACAAACAUAACACACCAAACAUUGCCAACAUUGGAGGCACUGUCCGAUCCGUACCAAUCUAUACUAUCGGUUAUCUAUAUUAUUACUGCUGUCACAGCAUUUAUAGCCAAUAUAAUUGCAUUGAUUAUGCUAUUAGGUCGGAGCCGAAAGUCACAGCAAUUAAAAAAAUAUUUAUCAAACUUAGCGAUUGCCGACCUAUUUGUGGCCCUGUUUUCCAUACCGUUUACAUACGUAGACCUAAUGUAUGGUCAGUGGAUAUUCCCGUUGUGUUUGUGUCCAUUUGUGCACUUUAUUCAGAUCAUUGCCUGUACUGUAUCUAUAUAUACACUCAUUGCCAUUGGUAUCGGCAGGUAUUUUGCAAUAGUAACAGUUCUCAACCAUAUGAGGAUGCGAUUGAAAUCACAUACAAAUCUCAUAAUAAUCUUGAUUUGGAUAUUCAGUAUAGUAAUGGCAUCGCCCUUAUUGUUCACGGCUCGGGCCUCACCCUUCAAAUACGGCAACGAAACACUAUAUGACUGUCGCGAGACAUGGGAGGGACAGCUAAGCGGACGCAUAUAUACUGGUGUUAUAUUUGCCCUGACAUUCAUUUUACCGUUCAUUUCCUUAACAUUUGUUUACGGAUCAAUUGGCCUAACAAUAGCCCGACACAAAAUACCGGGAGAUGAGAGCAGCACUGGUAGUGAUGACAAAGCACUCACACAUAAAAAAAUUAAGUUACGUGACUUCAUAAAUAUUAUGACCUGUAGUGCCAAACGAAAGGCCAAAAGCGAAAGAUAUCGCAAAACGUUUGGAAACCCGAACUCAAUGACAGCUUUCAGACGCAAACACAUUAACGUUAGGUUCAAUGUUCACAACAAUGUCUACAUCCCUGAGCCCACACUUAAUACUGUUUGA